AUGAAAUUAGAAACUUUCUUCAAAGUUACGAAGAUUAAAAGACCAAACUUCCUUACAAAAUGUGCCUUUGAAGUUUUUCAAAAAAUUCCUGAUAAAUUUUCCAUUGAUAAGUCAAAUUGUGAAUGUUUAUUUAUAGGUAAUUUUGAGCCUAAAAAAUUGAAUUCUUCCAUUUUUACUAUAAUUGAGGAAAUGAAAUCAAUAAGCGUAAACGACUUAAUGUCUUUAAUUUCACAUGAAUACCAGGAAGUCAUUAGAGAAGCCUCAAAUCCAUUUAGAUAUUUAGGAAAGCUUCAGAAACUUGAAUUCAAAGGACUUAUUGAUAUAGAAACUGACAAUGAAAAUAGAAUUUACAUCCGAAUAUCCAAAGAUCCAACCAGUAAUACUACUUUUCAAUAUAAAAACCUAUCAUUUGCACAAACACCCUUAAAUUACAAUUCAAGGGCUGAGUUCGUUCAACAUUUCCAAAAGUGUUCUAAAGAAGAUUUCAAAAGCAAAGCUGAAAGUAUUUUGCCAACAAUUUUCAGUAGAGCUGAGCAAAAAUCAAUGAAGAAAUACAUCAGCCUAUUUUUAAAAGAAGAAAAUAUUAGUACACAAAACAAUACAGUUGUAAGAAAAGGAAAUAGUUUAUAUCUUCAAGAACAUCAGUUUGAAUUGUAUUUAAAGAUUAAAAAAGCAUUGAUAUUUCAGUUACCGAUUAAUUUUAAAAUAUUGACAGGAUAUGAAAAUAUUGAUAUUGAAGACGUUUUAGAAUACAUGGUAAGUCAUGGUAUUGCCUCAGGAUAUCGUUCACUCUCCUCACUCUCUAGAAUGUAUCUUAACAACAAAUUUAAGUCAUUCUUAGGUGACUUAAUUCCUGAACCAUCUUCAACACUUGUGGAUGAUCAUAAAUAUUUUAAGAUUGUGUUUCCAAAAAUAUUUUCGAUUGUGAAUGAGCUUGGUUCUAUUGAUUUUGAGCAAUUGGUUGUCAAAUCUAAAUAUUUUGAACCAUUUGAGAUUAGAAUGAUUCUUCACGAAUAUUCCAGCUGUUUUUCAAUCAGAAAGGUCGAUGAAUUUGAAUUUAUCAGCAUAGCUAACAUUCAAGACCCUUUUGAUUAA
Vittaforma corneae ATCC 50505 is the source of this 1095-nucleotide messenger RNA. RefSeq lists its product as uncharacterized. NCBI's taxonomy places the organism in Eukaryota, Fungi, Microsporidia, Nosematidae. The record is from RefSeq and is a predicted model, not a curated record. The transcript has a single exon. Bases 1 to 1095 code for a protein of 364 amino acids.